UAAGUGUAUGUUCCAAGGGGAAGAGUCAGAGUAAUAAUCCAGUCAUAAUCCAAUAAUGGUUUGUAAUAUAGUCCUCUGUCUGUGUUGUUUUGUCUUAGCCAUGGAUGGUGUGUUAGAGGGAGCAGCUGUGGUGUGUGUGUGUAAACUGGCCUGCAGUCUUCUCUUCCUGCCCAUGGUCACUGCUUCUCUCAGUGCGGUCAGCUUCUGCUGCAGCUGCCUGCUGCUCUUCACAGACCUCGCAGUCACAACCUUCCUGGUUGUCCUCUGGUUUGCGGAGCCCUGGCUACCUCCAUUUUCCACGUCCACUGAUGUCAUCGCUCUGCGCUUCCUGCUCUUCCUCAGCUACAUCUACUGGGCGGUGCUGCUGAUGACCACACCUCUGGUUGUUGUGGAGACCGCCGUGAGGUUGCAGUGGCCCCAGGUCUGUGGUGGUGGAGCAGUGGACGGAGAUGUGGACGAACAGAGUAAAAAUCCUGCACCUCACGGCGGUGUGACAGUGGAGGUAGAGAACUGGCAGAGCAGGGACACAGACACGCAGAGAGGAGGGAGAGAGGACCAGGACCAGGGAAGGUGUCUGUCCCACAUACUUGGCUUCCUCUGCUGUCUGCUGGUGUGGGCUCUCUGUGGCGUCUGUGGGGGUCAGGGCUGGAAACUAGAGGAGCUGUGGGUGGAGGUCUGCCUGGAGAGGACCAGCUCCCUCACUCUGUGCCUCCCCAGCCUCCGCAACACUGUCCUGCUUGCUCUGGAUGAGCCCAGCUUGGGCCUGGCCACUGUGGCCUUGGCUCUACUGCUGGUGCUGACGGUGGGCUGGGGCCUGCUCAGACGACACCUGGCACACACAGAGACGGACCAACACACACCCACAACCACACCGACACAAAAGGAGGAACAUGACUCUGACAUUCAACUGCCUGUUCAAACACUCUCUGCACCAUGCAAGGCUGUGAACCCUGCGAUGUCAGCGGCGUCAUCCCCACGGUUUGUUGACCCAGAGACAACAUGGUCCAGAUGCUCCGUUCACAGCCCAUGUUCUGGGAACAACAUGCAGCUGUCACUGGGUCACCAUGGAAACUCUGUCCUCUUAUCCCUAGAGUUUUUGUCAGCAGACAGACUAGAGGGACACAAAGAGACAAAAGGACUAGGAGACAUACCUCUCACUGGUAUUGUGGAGGAACACACAGACUCUACCUACAGGAGCCAGCGUGGGCUGGGGCAGUGGGGCUUUUCCUGCCCGGGGGUGAAUAUAAUGACAUGGUUAGUGUGUCUGCUCACUGUCUGUGUGUUACCUCUAAACCUCAGUGUGAACAUCCUACUUAUCAGGCACAUAGAGACAAUGCUGGAGUGGAGUUUGAAGCUCUUAAUGUAGUUGAUAUAGUAAGUUCAAUCAGUAAGGCGGUCUGAAUAUCAUAUUGUUUCCUCUCUAUGGGCAUUGUUGGUAGCUUAAGGCCAGUCAUCAAACUAUUUUCUCCCAGCAGGAGGGUCUCCAUGCCAGUUUCCUCCAACAGGGCUGGCAACCUGCCAUCAUAUCUCCGAAGAUCAUUCCUCAGAGACGAGACUAUCCCCAAAACUAUUUUAAUACGUUUUCAUAUUCCACUGUCUCUGUUGUUCAUUCAGUUAGCCUGUCCUCGAUUGAACUGGCCGCACCCAAAGAAGCCAAACAGAGGGGUCUCCCAGUCAAUGUAACACCAGCAUAAAGUCAGUGUACUGGACAAUAAACCUGGAUGGUGGUAAUGUUAGAUACUGAGGUGUGGCUUGGGAAUGGCAAAAGGGGGUGCAACUCAAUAUUAUAAACAAUGACUGAAUAUACACUGAGUAUA
Coregonus clupeaformis (lake whitefish) is the source of this 1817-nucleotide messenger RNA. RefSeq lists its product as uncharacterized. The transcript has 2 exons. Bases 56 to 1366 code for a protein of 436 amino acids. NCBI's taxonomy places the organism in Eukaryota, Metazoa, Chordata, Actinopteri, Salmoniformes, Salmonidae. The record is from RefSeq and is a predicted model, not a curated record.